This is a messenger RNA of Exserohilum turcica Et28A, 978 nucleotides long. RefSeq lists its product as uncharacterized. The coding region runs from base 60 to 860 and encodes 266 amino acids. The transcript has a single exon. Lineage: Eukaryota; Fungi; Ascomycota; Dothideomycetes; Pleosporales; Pleosporaceae. The record is from RefSeq and is a predicted model, not a curated record.
CCCAUCCUUUUCACCCCUUUCUUACUGCCACCCACUUCCACGCCACACCGAUUUCACCAAUGUCGGUCACCACAGAAAACAAAGUCUACGUCGUCACGGGCGCCAAUCGAGGCCUUGGCCUCGGCCUCGUGCAAUCACUCCUUGCGCGGCCGCAGCACACAGUGGUGGCGACUGUGCGGAGCGAGCAGGCCAAGCAAUCGCUGGAAGAGGAGGUCAAGAGCGUCACCAAGGGAACGGGCAGCACGCUUGAAAUCAUACAAUACGACUUUUCGGCGGCCAUCCCGCCCAAAGACGUGGAGAGCACAUUUGCCAAAUUGAACAUUGCCCACAUUGAUGUUCUGAUCCUCAACGCCGGAGGGGCUCAGCCAAUGGUGCAGCCAAGCGAGACCACAGCCGAGGACCUACGCGCCGCCUUCGAGACCAACACAAUUGCGCCUCUGCUCGUCUUCCAGGGCCUGAAGCCCUAUCUGCUCAAAGCCAAAUCGACUCCCAAGCUCAUCUGGGUCACUUCGUCGGUCGGAAGCAUCGCCGACAUGGAUGCAUUUGGCGGCGGCGCCUACGGUCCCAGUCGAGCGGCACAAAACUGGCUGGCGCGCUCCAUCCAUCUCGAAUUCAACGGCACAAAGGGCGAAACGCGUCUGAUUGCCAUUCCUCUGCAUCCAGGAUGGGUGCAGACGCGCGCAGGCCAAUAUGUCGUUGAUCAGUGGCAGCCGGCGCUCAAGGCCAUCGACUAUCAGAUUGAGAAGCCGCCGACUACACUUGAGGACAGCGUCUCGGGCAUGCUCAAGGUCAUUGACAAUGCGACGCCAGAGCAGUCGGGCCAGUUCCUGACGUUUGAAGGCAAGCCUCUGCCAUGGUGAGGUAUGGUUUGGGGGUUGAAGGAUUUGCGCGCCGGGCGUGCUCCAUUCAGCGCGGAAGAGGCUCGCAAGAGCUCCAUGGACAUCAGCCAUCAGAGAAUGAAAUAAUACACUACUAUGC